GUCUCGAUUAUAGCUGCGCGUUUUGGUGCUUUACAAUUUGAUGUCUAGGACUACAUAACACUAAUUAUAUGCUACAGCCAUAGGAAUAGUUAUCUGCGUAUACUGUGUUCAAUAUCAGCAGUUUUGGCUCCUGGUAGAGGCGAAAUCAAAUGCAAGAUACCCCGCUAUGAUAUAUGCUAUAGUCUCACCUUUGUUCGCAGUCCUUUCUCAUCGCUGGUAUGGUAAUGAUUGCCGUAGGUGAUCUUUUGAUAGCAGGAACAAUGGCAUAUUAUUUACACAGGGCACGGUCGAGUGUAACACGGUGGUUGCUCACGUCCUCCUGCUACAAACAUCAUUUACUAACGUAUGAUUUUAGCUCAAAGACGGACAGCCUUAUUACUAAACUACUGAUCUAUACUGUAGGCACUGGUGCGUUGACUUCAAUGGUAGGAUUUGCAGCCCUGAUAAUGUAUCUAGAAGAACGGAAUACCCUCUACUUCCUCGGAGUAAUCCUGGUGCAAGUGAAAGUUUAUACUAAUUCAGUCUUGACCUCACUAAAUGUCCGAAAAUACAACGCUCGGUUACUUUCCUAUAAACCUAGCGACACGUUUACGCUUACAGCCGUGGGUCAUAGUCAAUCGCAGCGCUCGGAGGAAUAUGGUAGACGGGGCGAGGAACCAUCUGUCCCAAGAGGCUAUAUACUGCCUAUGCAUCACCCUUUCAAUCCGAUAUCACCCUCAUUGCGAUAAUUCCAGAACGUUGUGCACGCGGCAUCAUCGCUAGACGUUAGACCCCCCGGUUUUGGUUAGAAGUGAUGGUAAGAUGACAUUUCAUGACUAGCAACGCUCGAUCUAGACUAUUUUUAAUCUAUUUACAGUACAGUAGACUAUAUAUUAUCAUUGUAUAGACUGUAUAUGUAUGGGGGCCUGGAGGACCCGAUAUGAAAUUACGAGUAACUCUUCCG
Messenger RNA from Serpula lacrymans var. lacrymans S7.9, 943 nucleotides. RefSeq lists its product as uncharacterized. The coding region runs from base 219 to 728 and encodes 169 amino acids. The transcript is spliced from 7 exons. NCBI's taxonomy places the organism in Eukaryota, Fungi, Basidiomycota, Agaricomycetes, Boletales, Serpulaceae. The record is from RefSeq and is a predicted model, not a curated record.